This is a messenger RNA of Colletotrichum phormii, 1371 nucleotides long. RefSeq lists its product as uncharacterized. Bases 1 to 1371 code for a protein of 456 amino acids. NCBI's taxonomy places the organism in Eukaryota, Fungi, Ascomycota, Sordariomycetes, Glomerellales, Glomerellaceae. The transcript is spliced from 4 exons. The record is from RefSeq and is a predicted model, not a curated record.
AUGGGUUCUCAGUUAAAGUUGCUCGCCAAGUCAGAGCUGGCGUUGGAUGCGCGGCGAGAGCAUCGAAUCAACGCCAAUUCUUUCCAGCAGGAUGCCUUGACGACCUUCAACGGAUGGCAAUACACCUGCUUCUAUACUCAUAAGGAUGCGACAAGCAACGUCCUCUAUGUCAGCCUUGCUCGGCGGCCCAUUCGUGACUCACUGGGUAGCUGGGAGACGUUGACCUUCGAGGACUACGAGCAGACCGCGGACGAUGGGCACAACACCAUCUCUAUAGGAGUCUGUGCCGGAGACGGUACGAUACAUGUGUCGUUCGAUCACCACUGUGACCCUCUGCGAUACCGCAUGUCAAUCCCAGGCGUGGCGACGAAGCCGGAAGCUCAUGAGUGGAAAACUUCACUCUUCAGUCCAACCCACAAUCAGCUUCCUGGAUACACUCGCACCGGCCAGCUAGGAAUCGAGAAGCUCUUUCUUGAGACAACAUACCCGCGCUUCAUCCGCAUCGAUGACGACCUUCUUCUAAGCUAUCGCAUUGGCAUUGCGGGAGCAGGCUCCGAUCACCUCUUCAAAUACAGCAGUAAAGACCAGUCGUACUCCUACGUCGGGCAAUUUCUUACCGGCGUCAACAACAACCCGUACAUUAACGGCAUCUCAUACGCCAACGGGCGCAUUCACGUGUCUGGCACGUAUCGUGGGUUCGUAUGGUACGAAGGCGUGGAUGACCCAGAAGCGCGAACGCACACUGUUCAGGCCGGGCCCAAUGGGCCAGAGAACAACCACAAUCUUUUCUACGUAAACAGCGACGACGGCGGAAAAACAUUCAACAACACAAAAGACGAAAGGCUAGCGAAUCUCGAAGUGGGCGAGACCGUAUAUCCCGACAGCGAAGGGCUCAUCGUCUUCGACAUCCCAAUGAAUAGCGGCAUCCUGAACCAGGAGGCGCAAGCGGCAGACGAAGAAGGCGGGUUCCACGUUCUGAACCGAGAGAACGAAGUCUGGAUACACUACUACCGCAGCCCGGAGGGGCGAUGGAGCCGACACGCGUUGCCCGCGGACCUGCAGCCUACGCGGACGGGAGCGCGUGGGGACGUUAUUGCUUUGCCGGGCAAGAGGACUGUCGUCUUUGCCCUGCCGGGUAAUCGAGAUGAUAAGCUCACCGUUAUCGGUACCAGGUUGCCUACCACGAUAUCUGCGGACGACGAGGUCGCGUUGGAGUAUCGCAUGCUUUGGCAGGCGGAAGGGUUCUCCGGCGAGCCGCAGGUUGAGACGUUUGAGUCUGGGUCGCAGCAGGUGGUCUCGAUUUACACACGAACUGAGGAAAAGGAAAGAAAAGUGAUUUUGUUGGACUUUGCUUUGGAGAAGGACUUUUGA